Messenger RNA from Ziziphus jujuba (common jujube), 2908 nucleotides. RefSeq lists its product as uncharacterized. Gene Ontology annotation, molecular function: protein binding. The record is from RefSeq and is a predicted model, not a curated record. NCBI's taxonomy places the organism in Eukaryota, Viridiplantae, Streptophyta, Magnoliopsida, Rosales, Rhamnaceae. Bases 200 to 2734 code for a protein of 844 amino acids. The transcript has 9 exons.
UGAAAAUGAAAUGAAACAAGGUUUAUCAUCUCUUGAUGAAGAUACCAGAGAAGUGGGUAAAACUCCAUUGCUGUCUCUUACUUCUUGCAGGAAAAAAUGAGCGUCUGAACAUAAACCCAAACCGGGAAACAAGCGCUGUUUAGCUUUCAGGGGCACAAAAGAACUCUUUUCUUCAAAAUUUGAUAAUUUUCCAUUGGAAAUGCUGGCCUUCGCAGUCUCAGCACCCUUCAGUUUCAAGCUUCCUCGUGUCUUUCAACUCAGCCCCCAUAACACCACAAUACCCGAAAGAAGAAGACCAACUGUGUUUUCUUACAAAACCCAUCAACAUAUUCUUCUUCCUCAUCAUUACAAACUCAAACCCCGAUUACUUUCUGACCGUUCUGUCUUGACAAGGCUAAGUAAUGAUGGUAGUGGUGCGAUUGAUGCCACACCACCAUGGUCUUCACCCCCCGAUGUUGAAGAGAGUUCUCCAGGUAUUGGUGAUGGUUACGUUUCCUUAUUUGUUCGGAUGCUUGGGCUGGACAAUGAUCCCCUUGACAGAGAACAGGCAAUUGUGGCUUUAUGGAAAUACUCACUUGGAGGAAAGAAGUAUGUUGAUACCAUAAUGCAAUUUCCUGGCUGCAUAAAUCUCACCGUAAACCUACUUCGAUCAGAGUCAAGUUCAACAUGCGAAGCAGCUGCUGGUCUUCUACGGUCAAUAUCUAUGGUUAACAUAUACAAAGAUUUGGUAGCCGAAAGUGGAGCAAUUCAAGAGUUCGCUGGCUUGCUUAAUCAACAUUCUUUGACUCCUGAGGUGAAGGAGCAAAGUAUAUGUACUUUGUGGAACUUGUCAUCAGAUGAGAAGCUUAGAGUGAAAAUUGCGAACACUGACAUUCUACCGAUACUUAUUAAAUGUCUGGAUGAUGAGGAUAUAAAGGUGAAGGAAGCUGCGGGAGGGGUUUUAGCAAAUUUUGCAUUGAGCCAGGCUAAUCACAAUAUUUUGGUUGAAGCAGGUGUUAUACCAAAAUUGGCAAAGUUCUUAAAGCCUGAUGGUGAAGGAUCUAAAACAAUUAGAAAGGAGGCAAGAAAUGUGUUGUUGGAACUAUCCAAGGAUGAAUAUUUUAGAAUUCUUAUCAUAGAGGAAGGUCUGGUUCCUGUCCCUAUAAUUGGUGCUGCUGCUUAUAAGUCCUUCAAACCCGGAUUGCAUUCUUGGCCUAGUUUACCGGAUGGUACAGAAAUUGAACGGACUUCUAAUACUCCCUCGAGGUUUGGUGCCUCUGAAUUACUCCUUGGAUUAAAUGUUGAUGAGAAGAAUGUAGACAUUGAUGAAGCCAAGAUGAAUGCAAUAGUUGGAAGGACACAGCAACAAUUUCUUGCUCGUAUUGGGGCCAUUGAUAUAGAAGAUGUAAAAAAAGUUCCUAAGCUGUCAAGUGGUCAGCCACUUACAAUUUUGCCAUGGAUGGAUGGCGUGGCUCGUCUGGUUUUAAUUCUUGAACUUGAAAAUGAGUCAGCCAUAUUAAGAGCUGUAGAAUCAAUUGCAGAUGCAUCUAUUAAUGAACAAAUGCGGAUGGCAUUCAAAGAAGCUGGAGCAAUUAAGCAUUUAAUUCGGCUGUUAGGCACUGAUGAUUAUGCUGUCAAAUUGGCUGUAACUCAUGCUUUGGAGAAAUUGUCUGUCAGCAAUGUCAUUUGCCAGGUUAUUGAAGCUGAAGGAGUUAUAGAUCCUUUGAUUGAUAUUCUGAAGCACCCAGAGAUCUCUGAAAAAUUGAUGGAAAAGACCUUGGAUAUACUUGCUCGGAUCUUAGACCCUAGUACAGAAAUGAAGUCAAAGUUUUAUGAUGGACCAGUAAAUGGAUCGAAAAAGAGAUUGGAUGCAGCAAGAACAUCUGAUGUUUCCAUGGGGAUAGAUGUAUCAAAAACAAAUACUAGGAAAUCUUUGCUCGAGUCUGCAGUCAUUUCUCGCCUUGUUGAGAUUUUAAAGACUUCAUCCCCAAAUUUACAGAGAAAAGCUUCGUCCAUCCUUGAGUUUAUAAUAAUUAUUGACCCAAGCAUGGACACUGUCACUUCAGUGGAUAUUGCAUCUGGUUUGGAUGCUGUUUUCCAGCAAAAAGUUCUGAAAGACAUGGAACCCGUUCUAGAGGAUGAGAAUCCAGAAGAAUAUAUACUUGAAAUAGAAGAAGCUGGACUUGCAAUCUCUGCAGCUUCCCGUUUGCUUACAAAACUGCUUGAUUCUGAGCAGUUCUACCACAAGAUAGAUUCCACUCAUUUCUCUACUUUGCUGCGUAACAUCCUCAAGUCUAGUAUUCCCCUGCAGAACAAAGAUUGGAUCGCUGCGUGCUUAGUUAAACUUGGCUCUCUUUCUGGUUCGAAACUAACUUUGGAGGACCCAAUCAACAUGGAGGUAACUCUCUACGAGACAAUACCAAGACUUUUGGAGCAAAUAAAAACAUCUUUCUCUCUGGAUGCAAAGGAAGCUGCUGUUGUAGAACUAAACAGAAUAAUUUCCGAAGGGGUGGUUGAUGCAACUCGAGCGGUUGCUUCCGAGGGAGGAAUAUUUCCUUUGGUGAAACUUAUCGAAGAAGGCAGUGAGAGAGCUGUUGAAGCUAGCUUGUCAAUACUAUAUAAUCUGAGCAUGGACAGUGAGAAUCAUUUGGCAAUUGUAGCCGCAGGUGCUGUGCCAGUACUGAAGAGGAUUGUUCUGGCGCAGAGACCACAUUGGACACUAGCUCUUCAUUUGCUUAGGACUUUACCUACGUGAUGAAAAACCAGCACAAAUGCUUAAUGGUUUUUCUGAGAAAAUGUAAAAAUUUAGGUUUUUGUCUUCUAUAUGUCAUAGAAAACCCAUGAUUUUUGAUACAUUGAAGAGGUGAGCAUGAUAUCAUUGUAAAAAUGUUUUACCUCGUGGUAAUAAGAUCAGUGAAAUUCUACUCAA